Molecule: messenger RNA, 6886 nt
Organism: Jatropha curcas
Lineage: Eukaryota; Viridiplantae; Streptophyta; Magnoliopsida; Malpighiales; Euphorbiaceae
Source: RefSeq, a predicted model, not a curated record
AGACCUUCAAAUUCCCAACGGAGGACUUAGUUACCUUCUUCACCUACUUAAGUUUAAUUAUCCUGAACCGAUGAGAAAUUCGAGUUUCAAAAAAUAAACAUGGAUUUUCAUUCUUUGAAGAGAAAGGAAUUGCAGGCUCUCUGCAAGAAACAUGGUUUACCUGCAAAUAAAACCAACAUUCAAAUGGCGGAUUCUUUGACUUUGACUCUAAAGGUAAACGAUAAACCCAUUUCUGGGGAAGAUAGGGAACUUGUAAAGAGGAAAAAGGAAGUCAGGUUCAGUCCUGAUGACGAAAUACGCGAAUAUGAACCAUCAGUGUAUAGAAUAGGAGGCAGAAGGACCAGGAGAACAAGCUUGGCUAAUCCCGAGUUAAAGGAAAUAGGAACGAGCAAUCCUUCUAAUAACGGUUCGGGAAAGAAGAGGGGCAGACCAAGUGAAAAAGUUGGAAAUGUAGGUCGAGUCACUCGGUCUCAAGCAAAGGUUAAUAAGGAGAUCUCUAAUUCUUUGAUUGAGAGUGAGUUAAAGAGGAUAGGGAGAAAUGGUCUGAAGCAGAAAUCUAAAGAGCCUCAUAGUGUUAGGAGAUCAAAAAGAAAUGUAGGCAACCUUGUAGAUGCAGAAUUUAUUGAAGUUGAAGUCGUGGGUAAGAUUAGACGGUCUCAAAGGCAGUCUGUAAAGAAUGAUCGUGUAAUUGGCGGUGAAAAUGAAUUUAUUGGCGUUAUGGACGAAUCUUCAAAGGGUUUAGGUAGAAAUGGUUCUAGGCGUAAAUCUUUUGCCUGCAUUAAUGAUAAGGUGGGAAAAGAUGGAGAAAAGGUGUUCACGGAGGACAGAAAGAGAUUGAGAAAUACAGAUUUGAAAGUAGCUAAUGAAGUUAAAGCUACUUUGCAAACUAGAGAAGAUAUUGAGAAGGCUUCUCUCCCUGCUGCUGGCCUACGGAGGUCGAGGCGCAAAACUGCAGUGUUGAACUCUUCUUCUGUCACUGUUGAAGAGAGGACAGGAAAAGUUGUUCUUGCUGGCAAAGUGAAGCAACUAAACAAAGAAGUUUCAGGAAGAGAAGCCUCUUUGACUAAUGAAGUUCGAAGGAGGUCUACUAGACGCAGUUCAGUAGCAAUCACUGAUAAAAUGAAUGAAGUUGCUGCUAGACUUGGGCGGCGGAAAAGAAAAUUUGAACAUGAAGCUAUUCACGAGACGGAAACGUCCAUGGUUUUGGAUAAACCCUUAGUUGGACAACCUCCUAGACUCUCUACACGAUUUGCUUCUGAAUCUGUUGAGAAGAAGCAAAAAUCCUCAUUAAAUAUGCCAAUUGUAAUAAAAGAAACUACAUUUAGUAAAACUUCACAAAGUGAAGAUUCUGGAUCGGUUAUGACAGAUGUCAAAAGCUUGGGGAAGAAAGGGGAAGCCAAAAGCAAAUCCACUGGAAAAAGUAAUAUUGCUCUGCAAUCUGACACUGGGGAACAGAUAGGUAUUGUAACAGAUUCUGAGCAAACUUUGUUUGCAAUUCCAAUCAAGUUGGCAAGUGCUUCUACAGAAGAAACAUCAACAGUUGCUAAUAAUAAUUUGGUUGUUUAUGAGAAGAACAUUGAUUUGAAGGAUGACAGAGGAAAAUCGAUCUCAAAUGAUUGUAUCGAUGGUGGUGCAGAUGAUCAAUCAUCUCGAACGUUUGAUAGCAGUGCAAAUUUAGUUGGUAAUAAUUCAGCUGAAAUUAAAUUUGCCAGAGUUCAAGAAAAAACUUGUGAUGUAGUUUUGCUAUUUGAUGGUUUCUUAAGUGCAAAUCCACCAGCUUUUGCAGGUGAAAGCUUCAAUUCCUUAGAAUCGGAGAAAGAGUCAGCAAUAGAGGAAAUAAUAAAGGGCAAGAAUGGGCACGAUGGAACUAACGGUAUCAUUAAUCACUCAACUGAAGUUGAUUGCGUCUCUAUUCAGGGAGAUGGAGUGCAUGACCUAAAUAGAACUGAACAGGAUAAUACAACGGAAGAAAUUGAGCAGAAAAUAGUUCAUGAUAACGGGAGUUCAUUACCAGCAGUCAGAACAGAUAUUGUUACAAAGAGCACAAAAGAUGUAUUCCUGGAAAGUGAUGGUGAUGUUUCUUCUACGGCAGUUGGAAAAAUACAUGGUCAAGGAGAUGGAGUCGAUACUCUCAAAAAGACUGAACACGAUGAUACAACAGAUAAACUUCAGUAUGAAGCGGUACCUUGUACUGGGAAAGCAAGCUUGUUUACUUCUGAGAACAGUGUUAUCCAAUUUGUUGAUGAAGAGGGAAAUGCCAGUGAUGCUGCUGAGCUACCAAGAACGAGUUUCGCAAAUGAACAUCAAUGUGGGAAAGCUACAUAUCUGUUUACACCAGAAGUGGAGGAUACCAACGAAUAUCAAAAUUUUUCUACUACCAGUGUUGAUUUAAAAUCCCUUCAUAUUGGAUGCACAACUUCAAAAGAUAACUGUGAACGUCAACAAGAUAUUGCAGAUGAGAAUACAGGAAUGGCUAAUUCAAAUUGUGAAGUUGAAAAGAAUGUUUUGGAAGAAGCACUAGUAGAUCAUUCACCUCAAUUUAAUCUAGAAGAAGUGCAAGAUAGAAAAGAGAGCAAUACUGCAAUAACAAAGAACUAUAAUGAUGAUGUCUUCUGUCAACAAGGUUUUGUAGAUUGCAUGGCUGGGAGAAAAGAAGUUAAUUUUGACAGUAAUGGUGGUCAACCAUUUUCAAUGGAAGCAUCCUCCGAACCAAUUAUUCAAGAACAGCCUUCUGAGAAAGAAUCAGCUGUAGAGGGGAAGUGGAGUAUUAAUUCUAUCAAAGAGGUUGUAAACAGAAGUGGUAAAGUUGUGGAAGGACAGUUGAAUGCAGAUCAGCGUGAAGAGGUUGUAAGAGAGGGAAAUGCAGAGUGUUCUUGGGUAACUAAGCUUUCAGACCAUGAUGGUAGUGAGGAAGUGGUUAGAAAGGUGAAUGGCAGUGUUGAUGAAAUUUUGUCUCAAACUACUUGUCAAGAAAAUGAAAUAUCUUCUGGAAAGAAUGUUGAAUUGAUUGCAAAGUCUUCCGUCAGCAUCAAAAGGAUUGACAGGAGGGAGGAGAAAGAAAAGUCAUGUGAAAAGAGAGAUUUAAAGGUUAUAACUUCUGAGUAUUUCAUUGUUGAGCACUUGGAAGAUAAGAGGGUUCCAGAAUCAUGUGAUGGUCUAUGUGAAAAUGAUGAAGUAGCUGAUGAAGAAACACGCACGGUGACAAUGAGCAUACAGGCGGCAAUAGAUGAGGUUGCGGGUGGUAUGCAAUCAAAUAGCACAGCAGUACCCGGUAAAACGGUUUCAAACUUUGGAGAUGAGUUAUUGAAUAUUAAAGAUUCUAGUCUGGUUGCUUUGGAUGAGCUUGCAUCUACUAAUUUUAGGAGCAUUGAUAAGACAUAUAGUGGGGCCGUGGACACGGAAAGUCAAUUUGAAGGCAAGGCAGUUUAUGUUGACAGUCUCAGAGAGAAAUACGUCAUGGAGUCUGGCACAGGUGAUUUUAUAGAUUUGAACGCGGAUGUCAAAGCUGCACAUACAAGGGUAAAUUUUGGAAGAAAAGAUGACAUUUUUGAAGUUAAGGACAUCAACAGUGAUGCUGAGAAGGAAUUUGAGAAUACUUUUUUCUCAUACCAAGUUACGUCCUUCAAGAUUCAAUCUGAAUCUGCCAUGUUCACUAAGCGGGAGUCCAAUUUGAUUCAAGGGAAUGGAGAACAACAAGGGAGAUUUGCAGAAUCUGAUGAGUAUACCUUGGAUGACAAUUCAGGAAGCAAGGAUUCCGAUCAGAUAAUGCAUGCAGAACAAGGUGUAGUUGAAAAAUCUGAAGGGGAAAACUUAGGAGCCAAGGAUUUUGAGCGUAAUGUGCCAGUAGAAGAUAUUACCAAUAUUGAGAAAGCUGGGAAAGUUGCUGAAAUGAAUUUUGUUGAGGUUUUCCGCUCUGUUACAGAUGAACCCAUAUUUGGGGAUAGGUUUAAUGAAGUAUGUUCUGCCAAGCAACAUUUUGUUUAUCUUCAGAAUCAUGGGGAUAAGAGGGUUGAUAAUUCUCUCUCUGCUGCACGUGAAGGGAUUUGUGAAGAUGCUCCUAAAGUUAAUGAUAAGAAAAAUGAUGAUUUAGACAAGUGCAUUGCAAAACGUUCUCCUGAUAACAAUAUUUCCUCUUCUGGUUUUCAAAGCAUCAGCGAAAAUGGUGCAUAUUCUGAAGAUAAAGAAGUUUGCACAGCAACCUGUGGAGAUAUUGAUAAACAAGAAGAUGUGCAAGUUAGAGAGGCUGCUUUGUCAGUUUUUUCGGAUGAUGCAUCACAUGAUUCCUAUUGUGGGAAAACUGAAAUUGCUUCAGGUGGUUUUAUUACACAGCAGAAUACAAAUGGAUCUUAUGAAGAGGUCAAGGAUCAAGUGAUGGAGGAUGGUGGAACUAUAAAUGGAGAAAAUGGCAGGAAUCAGAUGGCUUGUGAGGAUCUGCAUGAUCCUAUAGAUAGUUUGAGCCCAAGAAACAGUGUAGGAGAUCAUCAGGACGUCGCUAAGGAACAACUUAAUGUGCAUCAAGGCAUCAGUGAUAAUGGUGCAUAUGCAGAAGGCAGAAAAGUUUGCCCGGCAACCCCUGGAGAGUUUGACGAACUAGAAGAGGUAGGAACAGUUGGAGAAACUGCUUUAUCAGUUUUUUCAGAUGACACAUCACAUGAAACAGUGGGGUCCAUACUAUCAAGUUGCAGCAAGUGGGAAGGCAGCAGACCCGCAGAAAUUCUAUUAUUUGCUGAUAACUUUUGUGGUAAACCUGAAUUUGUAUCAGGUACUUCUUUUACACAGAAGAAUUCUCAAGCAUUUCAUGAGUUUGAGGAUCAAGAGCAUAAAGAAAUUUUAUUAACAGAGAAAAGUGGAACUCAGAUAGCUUGUGAAGAUCUAAAAUAUCCUGCAGAUGGUUCAAGCCUAGGAAAUAAAGUGAGAAAUCAUCAGGAGGCUGUGAAAGAUCAACUUAAUGUGCAUCAAGAUAUUGAAACAGCUUUAACGGAUGAUCAUGAUUCUGUAAUUCUAAACAAACUCUUACGUGAUAAUAAAAAUAUGAUCCACUCUGCAGAGGGUGGGGAAGCGCAUUGUUUGAACGAGCUUGAAGAUGAGCUUCCAUCUGUUACUGAUUCUAAGAAAGCUGCCAACUUUGAAAGCCCUGAUGCAAUUUCUCCAUUCAAAAAUGAGCCUGUUGUUGAUUCCAAGACUAUUUCUGCAGUUAGAGCUUCUUCUUAUAAGGAAAAUGAAGCCCUGGAGCUGAAUUUGUUUUUCGGGAUGGGAGAAGAAUAUGAUAUUGAAGAACCAAGAGAACAGGCAUCACAAGUCAAUUUGACAAGUGAGGAAGCUAGAGAGUCACCAGAAAAAAUAAUGAUUAUCGAUUCACCUGCUAAACAAGUUGCUGAAGACCAACAUGGUGAAUGUGAAGAUCAAAUAGAAGGCCAUUACCUUCCAAAUUCAGAUGAGGCUAAUUUUGACAAAGCUAAAGAGCCGCAGAUUCAGGCUAGUGUGUCUAACGUUUUUGAUGACAUGCAAGAUUUUAUCUUUUCUGGGUUUCAAGAAAAUAGAUCGGACAAGACCGAGUCAAAUGCCAAUUUCAUUGUUGAAAAUGAGGGAGAAGCAACAGAGUUGACAGAUGUUUUGCCAAAAACAUGUCAAACGGCACUGGACCAAUCUUCUGGGGUUUGUCAAGAAGAGCUCGAGGAUCAAAUGUUGAAGGAUCAAGAAAUUAUAGCAGGAGAAAAUGAUGGAGCUCUGAUAGCUUUUGAGAAUCUAAAUGAUUCUACAGAUGGUCGAAGCCUAGAUAACAAUGCAAGAAAUCACCAGGAGGAUGCUAAAGAGCAACUUAACGACUGUCAAGCUAGUGGAGCAGAUUUAAUGGAUGUUCAUGAUUGUUUAACUCUAAGAAAACUAUUUCCCAACUUUGAAGACCUAAACGCUAUUCCUACCAAAAAUGAGGCAGUGGCUGACUGCAAGAUUAUAUCUGCUUCUAGUGGUUCUCCCUUAAAUGAAAAUGAAGCCUUUGAAUAUGAGGAAAAGCAAAGUGAGCAGGCACCACAAAUCAAUUUGAUAAGUAAGGAUGCUGGAGUGUUGCCUGGAAAUGCAAUUUUUAUUGAAUCCUCUGCUACACAAGUCAUUGAAGAUAAACAAACUGAACCUGAGUAUCUAAUGGAAGUCAGUAACCUUGCAGAGAACAAUUUUGAACAGGACAAAGAUUUACAAGAAAAUGAACCUGUAGAGGUCAAGGAAAAUGCUUUUCAUGAUACUGUUUUAUUUGAGCAAACACUGGAUUGCGAUCCAAGCAAUUUAAAAGAAGAUCUGAUUGCUAAUCUUAUUGGUGAAAGUGAGGAAGAAAUGAAGUUGGUAAAGGAUGUCCCAGAAAUAGGUGAAACGAAAGUGGAUCAUCAAUCUGCAGUGCUAUCUUCUGGGGUUGGUCAAGACUUCACUGCUGGAGAUGGUAAAAGCUGCCAAGGCAUGUUUCAAUCAGCUAAAAAGGCAAGUCCAUUGAGGAACUUGACUGGCUUUAUUCAAGGAACACCCCAAAAGGUUUUUGACUCAUGUGCUAUUAACGAGAAUGCACUGAGCAUGAAGAAGGUCCAAGUUGGUAGUCUGACAGCCCCUAAGACCUUGAUAAAGAGGCGUCCUCUGGAGGAUAUUAGCAAGAAAUAGAAAUUAUUGUUCUUGCUCAUUGGAUAUUUUAUUUACUCUUUUAUUUGUGUUUCUUUUUGUCUUAAUAUCAGCAUAUCUCAUGCAUUAUUUGUAAAGAAAGGUAUGGAACAAGUUGAUCAACAUAUAUAGUUUCUAGUUGCUCAGAAACUAAUGUGAACGAAACCAUAGGACACUGAAGUUAAACGUUUUAUUUACCCAUAUAGCAUUUGAUUUGUCUAAGUUUAAGCAACUAGUGUAUGUGAUA